AUGGUCGACCUCACACAAUCCGAACGAGUCAAAGUCUCUCUCUUCUUACCCAAUCAACUCUCUCGUGAGUCUAGAACCAAAAUUUCUCACUUCCUCCGAGAUUGCUCUCCUCACUUGAUACAAAUCCCAGAAAACGAAGGAGAAUUCAAUUGUUACAGUGAUCAAGUCUUGUUGUCUUCCGAGUUGCCUGAUGUGUUCAGCGUGGAUGCUGCCUUCCUGCCACUUCUCGUCAAGAAUGGUCUUAUUGCUCCUCUCUCGGAUGUGAUUAAGGAGGAUUUGUCUCAAUUCAUUCCCAAUUAUCAACCUUUUCAGUUUGCAUUGGAGAGUUGUCGUGUUCAAUCUGAACUGUAUGGAAUCCCAAAUUUAAUUCAAACCAAUGUGGUCUUGCAGAAAGAAUCACCAAGUGAAUUCUCAUCGGAAUUGGAUUUGGCUCAACACAAGGGAUAUGAUUCGAUUGUGUAUCCAGAUGUGGCUUCCUCCGAUGCCUUACAUAUUGUGAAAAAUUAUGCCUUACUACAAGGAAGUAUUACUUCUACGACCACGACCACCACGACUACUGGAGGUGGAGGUAGUGGCGAGAAAGGUGACGUUGUUGUUCCAACAUGUACCAUUUCAUUGAAUGCCUUUCCUGAAAAGCCUGAACAUGCAGAUGAACAUUUUGUGACCUCGUAUCGAACCAUAUUGAAUGCCACUCAAAUCGAAGCUGCCGAAGAUUUGGUUGAAAGUUGUCGUUAUGGAAAAUGUAUUCCAUGUGGAGCCUACAUUGGAAGGCUCGAACUCAUGUGUGGUCUCAAGUCCAAAAUCGAAGAUGAAAAAUGGAAUUUGACACUCUUACCAUUUUUAGGAAAAGGUUCUACCAAAAUUGCUCCAACCGUAUCGUGCAUUGUGUUGAAUUCUCAAUUACAAGGGCAACGAAGACAGGAGGCUCUCAAGUAUAUUCAACGAUUUUUCUCAGACACUCAUGUCGACGAGGUGCUUCAACGUGGAAUGGUCAUUCCGUGCGAUCGAAAUCGUUUGAAUCAAUGGGCCUCAAAUUCGAACAUUUAUCGAGACGUUUUAUUCUGCCUGGAAAAGCAUGAACGCGAAAAUAAUCUUUCAGUAUUGCGUUUUGAUCCAGAACUGACCAAUGUCGAAAUUCAACGAAUUGCCAAGAUUUUACGUCAUCGUUUACAUCAUUUGGCAAUUGCUACCUUGAGAUGUCUCACUGCAGACAUGGUUGAGAAUGCGAAAAGUGGACAUCCAGGUUGUCCCAUUGGUUUAUCACCUGUUGCCUAUGUCUUGUGGAAAUAUUUCUAUAGAAGUACUUGUAAAAAUCCAGCAUGGUUUAAUCGUGAUCGAUUCAUUCUCUCGAAUGGACAUGGAUGUGCCCUACAGUAUGCUUUAUUACAUUUGACAGGUUAUGAAUCCAUGCCCAUGGAAGAAUUGAAACGUCUUCGAAAAAUCGAUUCCAAAACACCUGGUCACCCAGAGUGGCGCCACACAGAAGGAAUCGAAGCUACCACUGGACCUCUUGGUCAAGGAGUUUGCAAUUCGGUGGGAAUGGCACUCGCAGAAGCACAUUUGGCCGCUCGAUUCAAUAAGGAAGAUUUGAAACUCUUCAAUCACUAUGUCUUUACGUUCUGCAGUGAUGGAGACAUGAUGGAGGGAAUGUGUAAUGAAGGAUUGUCUUUUGCAGGACAUCAGAAAUUGAACAAACUGAUCAUGUUUUAUGACGACAACAAGAUUACCAUUGAUGGAAGUACCACACUUGCUUUCACACAAGACACAGCCACAGUGGCAAGAGGAUUUGGAUGGCACGUGAUUGAGGUGGUCGAUGCAGAUUCAAAUUUAUUGGCGAUCAAAAAUGCAAUUAAGGCAGCUCAACUCGUCACUCAAAAGCCAUCCUUAAUUAUUUGUAAAACAUCGAUUGGAUACGCCACCAAGCAUGAAGGAUCUGCCAAAGCACACGGAUCAGCUCUCGGAGCAGAUUCUGUAAAUUACUUGAAACAGCUCUGUGGUUUUGACACACAACAAACAUUUUUCAUUCCCACUCAAGUUCGAGAGGAUUUCAAAAAAAUUGCCGAUCGAAAUGCACAAUUAUAUGAACAGUGGAACGAGGUUGCUCACAACUAUUCACAAAAGUAUCCAUCCGAAUGGGAAACCAUCAUGAGAAUGAGUCGACAAGAAUUAGAUGGUGAUAUCGAACCAUUACUUCCCAAUUUCGAAAAAGAAGAACAAGAAGGAAAAGAACUCGCCACUCGAAUGACGUCACACAUUGUGCUAAAUUCCAUUAUUCGUGUGAUGCCUGGUCUUGUGGGAGGUUCUGCCGAUUUGACACCUUCAAAUUUGACAGAUAUUGAAGGAGGAUUAGAUUUCCAACCACAACAACGUCACGGAAGAUAUAUUCGAUUUGGAGUGAGAGAACAUGGAAUGGUUGCCAUAUCGAAUGGAAUUCUGUAUCAUGGUUUAUUGAGAUCUUAUGUGGGCACGUUUUUGAAUUUUGCAUCGUAUGCUUUGGGAGCUCUUCGUCUCUCUGCAUUGGCCCACAUUCCAAAUAUAUACGUCUUGACACAUGACAGUAUUGGAUUGGGAGAAGAUGGACCUACCCAUCAACCUAUUGAAGUUAUACCUGUUCUUCGUGCCAUUCCAAAUCUUGUAGUGAUUCGUCCAGCAGAUGGAAGAGAAACUUCUGGUGCUUAUUUAUUUGCUGCGAAGAGUAAGGCCAUACCAACGUGUUUAAUUUUGACACGACAAAAUGUGCCUCAAAUUCGAAACACAGACAUUCACAAAACUCUUAAGGGAGCCUAUUUACUUGAAUCUUCUUCACAAAAUCCAGAUAUUAUUUUAAUAGCUACAGGAUCAGAGGUUCAAAUUAUUGUGAAGGCUUCUAAAAUGUUGAAAGAAGAGCAUGGGCUUCAAGUCAAUACUGUGAGCAUGCCAAGUUGGGAAUUAUUCGAAAUGCAACCACGUGAGUAUAAGGAUCAAAUUUUCAUUCAGGGAGUUCCAGUCUUGUCUGUGGAAGCUUCUUCUCCUCAGGGAUGGAUUGGAAAGUACUCACACUUUGCAUUGGGAAUGACUACUUUUGGAGCAAGUGGUGCCUAUCAAGAUAUUUACAAGAAAGUUGGAAUUACUCCAGAGAAUACGGUUGAUAAGGCCUUAAAAUUGAUUUCAAAAUUUAAAAAGUCUGCUCCACCUUUGUUGUAUGCGUCAGUUCUGGACGAAUAG
Messenger RNA from Naegleria fowleri, 3204 nucleotides. RefSeq lists its product as uncharacterized. Gene Ontology annotation, molecular function: transketolase activity. The transcript has a single exon. Gene Ontology annotation, cellular component: cytosol. The coding region runs from base 1 to 3204 and encodes 1067 amino acids. Gene Ontology annotation, biological process: pentose-phosphate shunt. The record is from RefSeq and is a predicted model, not a curated record. Lineage: Eukaryota; Heterolobosea; Eutetramitea; Acrasida; Naegleriidae.